This is a messenger RNA of Xenopus tropicalis (tropical clawed frog), 1130 nucleotides long. RefSeq names its product sperm-tail PG-rich repeat containing 4 (gene stpg4). The coding region runs from base 103 to 822 and encodes 239 amino acids. The transcript is spliced from 7 exons. Lineage: Eukaryota; Metazoa; Chordata; Amphibia; Anura; Pipidae. Gene Ontology annotation, cellular component: nucleus; cytoplasm. The record is from RefSeq and is a predicted model, not a curated record.
GUCAGUGAGCUGCAAAAAGCCUUGCCUAUCCGGUCUGGUCAGAAGAGCAACUUGCUGCAGGGAUAUAUAGCAUUCAGCCUUGGUUACCAGCUUCAACAGACAAUGUCUGCAGUGGGCAGAAUUCAGAACGUUUUCCAAGGCAAGAGGCAAACUCAUAGCCGGAAACAUGAGCCGCAAAAACAAAAUCAAGAACUUAAAAGAGACGCCUGGAUCAGCUCAUCUUGGGAGACACCUGCCCCAGGAGCCUAUGAUAUACGGGAUUUUCUACAAGAGAGACAACUUAAUCCCAUACAACCAACCUUUAGUUUCAAAUGCCAAGGCAGGACAAAAAGGCCAAACCCUGUAGGCUCUGGAGAAAAGCUAUUGCCAGGGUGCUACAACUUCCCAGAUUUAGCGUAUUUCGUUGAAAGGCUUCCAAAUACCUACUCAUUUAGGAACACCAGAAGGAACACCCUGUUACUUGGCAUCAGGGAUAAGGAUCUACACACAGACCCAGGCAAAUAUAAUGUCAUUCACCCUUCUUCAGAGCCUUGUGAAUGCAAAAAUUUUAUGUUCCGUUCAGCAGUGAAGAGGUUUCCAUCUAGUUUUUUGGUUCCUAGAGAAGGUCCUGGGCCUGGAGAUUACGAGGUGAAAAGUAACCCUUCUCGUGGCAUAUCAUCGUGUUUCAGGUCUAAGGUCCCCAGAUUUCCCCGUGCCCACAUCUCAAAAACUCCGGGACCUGGAACAUAUGAACCAAUCCGACAGUUCCCGAAACAAACACCCACAGUUGCAAAAAUGGGUCGCCUGCACGGCAUUUUCUUCUCCAGUUCAUUUGACUUGUAAAUCGCAGAAAACAAAGAAGGCUUAGCUGUUUUUCAGCCUCCACGAAAUGCUCCCAGAUUAUAGAUACCCUAAAAAAGAGCAAUUUGAUAUCCACGGACAAUGCAACUGCAAUGCAUAGUGCCUUGUUUGUUGGUUUAUCCAAAGUUGUCUUUAGUCCUGCUGCUUUGCAGAAGAAGGCUGCUGAGUUUGACAUAUUUAUAAGUUCUCUCAGUCUAGGUAUUGGUACUCAACUUUCCUCCCACAUUCCAAAAACAUACAGGAAGUUAAUUGGCACCUAAUAAAACUGACCCUAGAGCAGUGAUCUCCAA